Molecule: messenger RNA, 4641 nt
Organism: Klebsormidium nitens
Lineage: Eukaryota; Viridiplantae; Streptophyta; Klebsormidiophyceae; Klebsormidiales; Klebsormidiaceae
Source: the annotation of a GenBank genome assembly
AUGAAACACGGGCCUGGCAUCAGCUUCGUCUCUGCAUGGCAAGUGCCCCACGAUCGCGCCACCUGGCGGCCGGAGCUUGCGACACACCUCCUCAGCGGCGCCCUCGCUCUUGUUCUAAUAACCGCCCACGCUAUCACCACCGCUUACAGCGCCUUUGCAAAGAGCAGCCCCCACACCCCCCUGGUGAACGCGUACGAUCGAGCGGGACCGCUCUCGCGCCUCACGUUCUGGUACAUUCUCCCCCUUCUCAAGCUCGGAUACAAGCGCCCCCUCCAGCCGGUCGACGUUCCCCCCCUCCCGAAGACAGACGAUCCUGAGCCCCCCACCUGCCGUUUCCAACUAGAGUGGGCGAAAGAACGGGCGAAAAGCAAGCCGUCGCUCCUGCGAGCGUUGUUUCGCGUCUAUGGCGGCCGCGUCGCCCUGCAAGCGAUCCCCUGUUUCAUAGCUGAGGUUGGCAGCCUUGCGUGCCCUCUCCUUCUCCAACGGGUUCUCACAUACCUAACACAAGAUACCGGGCAAUCAGGGGCUGCCACCUGGCGCGCAGCAGAGUACGCGCUGGCCUUCUUCUUGUUCACGAUGAUGAGGUCAGCAGGGACGCACGCCAUGUGGAUGCAAUUAAUGCAGGUGUCCAUACAGUGUAAAUACACCCUGAUUGCGGCGCUGUAUGGGAAAGUGCUGCGAAUGCCCCCCGCCGUAAAGGGGAAGCACGCGGGGGGAAAGGUGCAGAAUCUGGUGGCGAGCGAUGUGGAUGCGAUCACGGGGAGCGUGCUGCCGUACGUGCAGUGGUGGACUGUCUCCAUGGUAAUGAACACGAUUCUCCCCGGGUUCUUCCUGUACCGCCUGGUUGGCCCCGCGUACUUGAUCGGCAUCAGCGUGAUAGUUGCGCUGCUCCCCGCCAGUGUGUGGGUGGCCGGCAUUGUAAAGCGCGUCACCAAGACCAUGUACGAGGCGCGUGAUGCACGCGUCAAGCUGCUCGGGGAAGUGGUUCGCGCCAUCCUAGUUGUCAAGUGCCUCGCGUGGGACGACCUCAUGCUGACGUGGAUCACAGAGAAGCGCGCGGCGGAGCUGGCGCAGCGGCUGCGCCUCGUGUGGUGGGAGCUGAGCGAGGUUCUGCUGUGGGACACUGUUCCGGCGGCCGUUCCGCUCGUCACUUUCGCGUGGUACUGCCUCGUCAUGCGUCAGCAGCUGACGAUCACGACCGCGUUCACGACGAUCGCGUGGCUCGACAUCCUGCAAAUGAACGUGAACUACAUCCCCUGGAUCUACCGGGCCCUCAUAAACGCGAGCGUGUCGUACCACCGCAUACAGGACUUUCUGCUCGGCCCGGAGUUGCAGCCGCUUGCGAGCCUGCCCCCCGGAACGGAUUCCGCGUUCGAGAUCGCGCAUGCGGACUUUGGGUGGGUAAGCGAGGGGGGCCGAAAACACCGCCGGGGAAAGCCCCCGGGAGGAAACAAUGAUAGCCUGGCAGACUCGGCGGUCGGCCCGGUAGGAGCAAACCGACCGGUAUUGGAGGACGUUACUCUGACGGCGAAGCGCGGCGAGUUUGUGGCGAUCGUCGGGCCCGUAGGGUCCGGUAAAUCGACGCUCCUCUCCGCGAUUUGUAACGGGGGCGCCGUGUGCACUCGCGGGAGCGUCGCAGUUACCGGCGGGUGCUUGGCACUAGUCGGGGAAGAGCCCUGGGUGCAGAACGCGAGCCUGAAGGACAACGUCACCUUUGGGGCGCCGUACGAGGAGAAGCGCUUCGCUGACGUCAUCGACGCGUGUCAGCUGGCCGCUGACGUGGCGGCGCUGGGGCCGGCGGGCGCGGACUCCGCGGUCGGGGAGCGCGGCGCGACUCUCUCCGGGGGGCAGCGCGCACGGUGCGCGCUCGCGCGCGCGUGCUACCGGCGUCCGGAAUCCGAGCUGUACGUUUUGGACGACUGCCUGCGCGGAUUGGACGUCCACGUGUCGCAGGCGGUGUUUGAAAAAUGCUUGCUCGGCUAUCUUGCCGACAAGACACGUGUCGUGGCGACGCAUGACGAGAAACUAGUGCGGGCGGCGGAUCGGAUUGUGUUGCUGGAAGGGGGGCGGUGUCGGGAAGUGACGGUGGAAGAGUGGGAGGAGCGGGCAAGGGGGGAGGAAUGGCAGGGGUCUGAAGGGGGGGGACAGAGUGAGGGCAGCGAAAAUGAAGACGAGGGGGGGAGUGAAGACGGGGAAGAUGGCGAGGGUGAUGAUGAGGCGGAUGGGGAAGAGGAGCAAGAUGACACGUGGCAAGACGAGGGAGAGGACCAGUCGUCCUCGUGGCGGCAAUCCAGCAGCGAGCUGUGCGUGUCGCCGCGAACGGCGGCGCUGUUGGCGGGGCGGGCCAGCCGGGAAGAGGCGGCCAGAGAAGCGGAGAGAGAGGCGAUCAGGGAGGACAAAGCCCAAGUCGAUUUGCGCACGCCCCUCCUGGGAACAGGCGGCGGCGCUGGGCCCUCAAAACCGCCCCCCAGACCUUCCCCCCCGGAGACCGGAAAACGCCCCCCGAUCAGCCGUCCCCCGGUUCUAAAGAAACGCCCCUCUGGGCCCAAAACAGCUCCACCUGGGCAAGAAACAAAGCGCGAGGGGGCCGUCUCUUUUUCCGUCUUCGCUGCGUUCUUCCGCGCCGCGGGGGGGUGGAAGAUCGUCGCUCCCGCAAUUCUCAUCUUCGCCGCGCGCAUCGCCGCGGGAAUCGGGCGAACGCUCUGGCUGGCGGUAUGGACCGGGGGGGCCGAGCCGGAACCCGGUACCGCGCCCCACUCGCAGCUGUUCUACAUUCAGGUCUACGCGGGGAUCGUUGGCGCGUUGUCGGUUUUCGCGGCUCUGCGGUCGCUGUUGGCGGACUUUGGCUGCUAUUUCGCGGCGCGGGAGCUGCACGCGGCGAUGCUGCGCGCCGUGCUGCGCGCGCCCAUGGCGCUCUUCCACCGGACGUCCGCGGGGACCAUCAUCAACCGCUUCGCGUCCGACACCGGGCAGAUGGACGACGCUGUUCCGGAGGAGCUGUCCGGGUUCAUCGAGGUGGCCCUCCAAUUAGUGGGCGCGAUCUUCGUCGUUUCCUUCAGCACGCCCGUCUUCCUGCUGCUCCUCCUCUUCAUCUCGCUCGGCUUCGCGGCCAUUGCGCAACUCUACCGCCACGCGGCGCGCGACCUGAAGCGCAUCCAGUCGCUCCGCCAAUCGCCGGUGUACGCGCACUUUGCGGAGAGCAUGGAGGGCGCGCCCGCGGUGCGCGCGUUCGGCGAGGUUUCGAGGUUUAUCGCGGACGGGAAGGCGCGCGUCGCGGGGUUCUUGGCGGCGAUGUUCAGCGCGUGGGCGGCGAACCAGUUCGUGACGUUCUGGAUGGACGUCAUGGGGGCGGCGGUCAUGCUGGGGGCGAGUUUCCUCGCGAUCGUCGAGACGGAGCGCGGGAACCUGCGACCUGAGAUGGCCGCCCUUAGCAUUACGUACGCCGCCGAGUUUGCUGAGCUGCUCAUGUGGAGCGUGCGCCAAUGGACCGAGCUCGAAGUCGCCAUGGUCGCCGUGGAACGCGUGCUCGACUACACCGCCCUCCCCUCCGAAGCCUGGGACGGCCGCCGGGGGAUCCAUCUACCGGCCCAACGUCAGUCCCCGGUAAACGGUGUACCGGGCACACGUCCGGUUGUACUGGGCGCUCAGAGUCCUGCCACGUGGCCCGAGCACGGCCGAUUGGAGUUUGAGGACGUGUGGCUGGUGUACGAGGCGCGCUCGCGGGGGGUGGUGAAAGCAACCGGGGGGCAGAAACCGCCCGGGGGAAUGAAAGACGGGGACGGAGAGAAGUCUGCGGCGCAAGGCGGGAAAGCCGCCCUACGGGGGGUGACAUUUGCCGCGUCGCCUGGUGAACGGAUCGCGGUUGUUGGUAGAACCGGGGCCGGGAAGAGUAGCUUGGUGUCGGCACUGUUCCGGCUGGUAGAACUAGACCAGGGGAGAAUCUUGAUCGAUGGCGUUGACAUCGGGGGCAUGCCGCUGGGGCGGUUGCGGCGCGGGCUCGCGGUGGUGCCCCAGGAACCGGUGCUCUUCUCCGGGAGCCUGCGCAGCAACCUGGACCCGCGGGGAACGCGCACCGACCGCGAGAUUUGGGACGCGCUCGAGGCGGUCGCGCUGAAAGAGACGGUCGCCGGGAAAGAGAAGAAGCUGGAGGAACAGGUGGGCGGGGCGUUGUCGCUCGGGGAACGGCAGCUGCUGUGCGUGGCACGUGCCCUGCUCCAGUCCGCGAAAGUGACCGUUCUCGACGAGGCGAGCAGCGCGCUGGACGCGGAGUCGGAGCGCGCCAUCUACCGGGCGCUUCUGUGGCGCCCGGGGAUGCCCCGAUCGCUCAGCCGCGGCGCCUCUGGGAGCUCGGGGCAGCUCUCCCGGCCGCCGAGUGGGCAGGCGCUGGCGAACCUGGGGGGAGAGGAGAGUGGCCGGGGAACCCCCCGGGCGCCGGAGGGCGCCCCGGUCGGUGGAUUUUAUCCCGGGACGGUUUUGUACAUUGCGCAUAAGCUGAGCACGGUACUGCAGUGUGACCGGGUAAUUGUGUUGGACCAGGGGCGGAUUGUGGAGAUGGACAGUCCGGAGGUGUUACUGGCCAGAGAGGGGAGCCGAUUUGCGGCCAUGGUAGAGACGGGCCAACGAUUGACACUGCAUCCCUAG